UGUGAGCUAAGGAGGGGCAGAGAGAGAGGGAGACACAGAAUCUGAAGCAGGCUCCAGGCUCCGAGCUGUCAGCACAGAGCCCGACGUAGGGCUUGAACUCACAAAUUGUGAGGUUAUGACCUGGGCUGAAGUCGGACGCUUAACCGACUGAGCCACUCGGGCGCCCCUGCUUUGAUUUUAAAGAUAGAACAGUUUAUUGACAUUUCUGUAAAUAGUCUAUUUUAUUGCCAAAUUUUAAUAAACAUUCACACUGUUUUUUAAUUAAGCUUUUAUACUUUUAAAAAUUUAUUUUUGUUGGUAUUCUACAUGUACAUGAUUUAGAGUUAAAUAGUUCUGUAAGGCUUGUUAUAAAAACAACCUCUUUUUUCCUGCUUCAGGAUACAGCCAUUUGAACUCUUUUACCUGAUUGUUUUAAUUUCUUAUCUCUAAUUUAUAGUGUUACUUAAUUUUUUCAUUUCUAGGCAUUAAUUAUUGAAUUAUUUUUCUUUUUUUAUUGAAGUGUAAUUGACAUAUAGUAUUACAUUAGUUUCAUGUGUGUAGCAGAAUGAUUCAACAUUUGUGUACAUUGCAAAAUGAUCACCACUGUGAGUCUAGUGUCAUCAAAGUAUGAUACAGUAUUAUUGACUCUAUUUCUUAUGCUGUAUAUUAUGUCCCUGUGACUUACUUAUUUUAUAAGUGGAAUGAACUUUGAAUUUUUUGAUCCCCUUCACCCAUUUUGAACUUCCCCCAAGCUCCCUCCCCUUGGCAACCACCAAUCUGUUCUCUGUAUCUAUGUGUUUGGGUUUUGUUGUGUUUUGGUUUUUAGAUUCCACAGGUAAAUGAAAUUAUGCAGUAUUUGCCUUUCUCUGACUUAUUUCACUUAGCGUAAUACCGUAUAGGUCCAUCCAUGUUGUGGCAAAUGGUAAGAUUUUAUUUUUUUUUUUAUGGCUGAGUAGUAUUCAUGUGAGUUUGUAUUACAUAUUAAAAAAUUUUUAUUUUUAUUUUAAAGAGAGAGCGCAUAAGCAGGGGAGAGGGGCAGAGGGAAAGAGAGAAUCUUAAGCAGGCUCUGUGCUCAGUGCAAAGCAGGAUGCAGAAUUUGAUCCCACUACCCUGGAAUCCUGACCUGAACCUAAAUCAAGAGUCGGAUGCUCAACCAACUGAGCCACCCAGGUGCCCCUGCCAAUGUUCUUUAUCCAUUUUCCCUUUGAACAACACUUAGGUUGUUUCCAUAUCUUGGAUAUGCUAAAUAAUGCUUUAGGAAACAUAAGGGUGCAUAUAUCUUGUUGGUUUCAUGCGUUCCCCCUUGGGCGAAUACUUAGUAAGUAGUGGAAUUGCUGGCUCAUAUGGUAGUUCUAUUUUUUUUUUUUUUAAGUUUAUUUAUUUAUUUUGAGAAAGAGGGAGAGCACAGGCAGGGAAGUGGCAGAGAGAAAGGGAGAGAGAGAGAAUCCCAGGCAGGUUCCGCACUGUGAGUAUGGAGCCUGAUGUGAGACUUGAACUCACAAACCGUGAGAUCAUGACCUGAGCAGACACCAAGAGUCAGACGCUUAACUGGCUGAGCCAUGCAGGCGCCCCUAUUGUUAAUUUUUUGAGGAACUUUCAUACUGUUUUCCAUAGUGGUUGUAGCAGUUUACAUUCUACCAACAGUGAGCACGCAUUCUCUUUUCUCCACAUCCUCACCAAUACUUGUUAUUUCUUGUCUUUUUGAUAAUAGCCAUUCAGACAGAUAUCAGAUGAUAUCUCACUAUGGUUUUGAUUUGCAUUUCCCUGAUGAUUAGUGACCUUGAGCACCUUUUCAUGUGCUUGUUGGCCAUCUGUCUUUUGUGAGCCACCCAGGGACCCUAGUUUCUCUUUUUUAUAUAGUAUCCUGUUCUUAUUUCACGAAGCAGUAUUUUUUUCCUAUCAGUAUUAUAUAGUUCUUUUUGGAAUGGGGUCAUUUUUAUUCUUCUGCAUCUUUUAUUCUCCAGGUUGCUUUUUUCUAUUUUAGUGUCUUCUUUCAUGUUAGAGGCUCCCUGCAAAUGCCUGGUAACUCCUUUGCUUUCUGCUUUUAUUUACAUGUAGGACAAUUGAAAAUCCAAUUGGAAUCUGUGUGCUUGUGUGUGAAGGGCAUGUUAACUGUGGUCUUUGCUGAAAGGUGAUAUGGCUAGGCUGUUUCUUUGAAGAACUCCUGGUAUGAAUCUUUUUAGGCCUUUUUACAUGGUGUGGUCAGAUUGCCAGCAAGAGCUCUUCUGGUGUUUGCUUUUUUUUUUUUUUCAAAUUUUUAUUUAAAUUCUAGUUAGCAUAUAUGGUAAACGGUUUCAGGUGUAGAAUUUAGUGAUCCAUCACUUACAUUGCUUGGAGAUUAUUAUCCUGGCUGCAAGGUUUUUGGUAUCCUGAAGGAGCUGAAGGUUGGGGGCUAUAGAGGUCUCGAUGUUGAUUUUUCACACUCAUCUAAUCUCUCAAUGUUAGCUUUGGUACAUUUGCCUCCAAGUGUGCCUUAUCUCCCAAGCUAGACACCGUCUCUGUUUUGCCCUUUUGUAGGUAACCCUAAUCUUUUCUUAGGAGGGGGGUAGUACAGAUGCCCACUGUGUAGAUUGCAGAGGGAAGCUGGGUGUGUAAUUUCUUAGACUGUGAAAGUCUUGCUCUAUCUUCACUCCCACUUCCAGAGUAUCCUACUUAUUUCAUUCCUGAACCUUUUGUGGGAUCUAUGGUAUAAAUUGGGUAGCUUCUAAGUUUAGGGUUAGGUUUCCUUAGGUAUGUCAAUUCAGUUAUUUCUUCAUCUAUUUUAUAAUCUUAAAAUUUUUAUUGUUGUCUUCUCUUUCAUUCUGUUUGUCCUUACAGGAUUAUAAUUAUAAUUUUUUUUUAAAUUCACUUUAUUAUCAUUUUGAGUAGGGAGUGGAAGCUAAUGUGUAUUUGUAGCCUACCAUCUUCAACAAUUCACUCUUCAAAAUAGUUUUCUUAUAAAUUCUAAUUCAUUUUAUUGCCACAUUCUGUUAAGUGUUGACAGUUAUGUGGUGUCUGUAAGUGAAAGGAAAUUAUGUCACUGUGUUAAACUACUUUGUGCUUUUUGAGUUGCUUUUGUUUCAGUGAUGUCUUAGUGGGUAAGGAGUCUAAAAGUCCUUUUUCCAACUAACAGUUCAAUAACUCAUUUUUACAAGAAAACAGAUUAAUACAAAUUUGAGCUGUAUGUAAGGAACUGUCUUUUAUGUAUUAUCUAUUAUCAGUCUUCACUAAUAAUCCAUAUUAUUCAGGUUAUGCUUCUGAAGUUAUGCUUUAGCAAAUCUCAUUUAAAUCUUUAAUGUCUUUGACUUCAAUUACUCAUUGGUUAAAAUUUAUCUCCAAAUCGGGAAUGAUCUCUGUUUAUGUAAAAACAAACAAAAACCAGUCAAUUGCAUUUGAAAUUAUAGGAGGAAACGAUUUAUAAGUUUUGUAUUUAUGUUCCUGAUAUCUUUCUCCAGCUCCAAGAAAUAAAAGAAAUAAAAUUUUCCCAUUUUCCUGGACCCUAUCUGUAUUUAUAGGCAUCACCAUGAACUUCCUUAUUUUCUUAAGACUAUUAAUUUAAUACACUGAAUUUCUUAUAAGUGCUGUCAUUUUGAACUUUAAAGUAUGAUACAAAUAUGAUCAAAGCUUUCUUUAGAGUCACUGUUUAAUAAAGAAUAAACCAUAGGAUAUAAACUAUAGAUUAUUUUUCAUUGAGUAAAAAGGGUCUGUACUUAUUCAUCCUGAAUGUCUGUGUUUUAUCCAAAAGAAUACUUCUCUAGGAUUAAAAAAUAAAUGUGGAGCUCAUGGAAAAUUUCACAAGAACAUGAAUGUUCUUGUGAUAGCCUGAGAAAAAGGAGACAGAUUAGGACAGGAGUUCUUUAUCUGGGUUUUUGGACAUGUUUUAGCACCUCCCUGAAUUCCUAUGUGCAAAAUAUUUUGUCUCUUAUGUCUCUAGGGAGAAAGUUCUUAAAUGUCUUUCAGAUUAUCAGAGGCUCAAAACACUUGAACUAGAGGCAAAAAAGUCAGUAAAGAAAAAAAAUCAUUGUUUAUAUGUUUAAGAACAUCAUGGGAGGUAUAUUUCCAUAUUAUGUAGCUCAGAGAUAUGUCAGGCUCACGUUCACCACUUUAGGUUUAUCUUUAUUUUUGUUUUAUUGAAAUAUGAUUUACAAACAGUGAAAUGCUCAGAUCUGAGGUAUAUAGUUUGAUAGGUUUAGACAAGUGUGUGUAAAGUCUGUGUAACCCAUACCCUUUUUUUUUCUUUUUUUUUUAACCCAUGCCGUUUUCAAGACCCAGAACAUUUUCAUCACCCCAGAAGUUACCUUAACUUCUUAAAGUAAAAGCAAAGGCCAUUCUUUGUAGCUCUUUGAUUUAAGGACAGACUUCUUCUUUACAUAGUCCUGGAGAAUAUAUUAGCUAAAUUAGUUGCUCAGGUUUUUUUUUGUUUGUUUGUUUUUUGUUUUUUAAGGUAAGUUCAGUGCCCAAUGUGGGGCUUCUACUCACAACCCUAAGUUGUGACUGACUGAGCCAGCCAGGCCUCCCAUAAAUUUUAGUUUAUUUAUUUUGUUAUUAUUUUUUUAAGUAGGCUCUAUGCUCAGUGUGAGGCUCAAACUCAGGACCCUGAGAUCAAGAAUCACAUGCUCUACCAGCUGAGCCAGUUGGAUAUCCUGUGAGUUGCUCAGCUUUUAUGGGGGAUCUACUGUUUAUACUUGCUGCUCCUUUCUCUCCACUGGACAACGUAGGUUUUUAAACUAUGAUGAUCUUUUAGGUGAGCAAAGCACUGAGAUGAUAAUUAACUACUUCACCUCCUAGGAUCCUAAAGAAAUUAGCUCAUGUGAAUUCUUAUAGUUAAUCCUGUUCCUCACUUCCACAAUGGUUAAUCAGUCAACAUCUGAUACAACUAACAUAGUGACUGAAAGAGCUUUAAUAAACUUUCCUAAAGAUAGUAGUAGUUCCAGGGGUAGCAACUCUUAGAAAGAUUAACAAUUAUCGAUCAUUUAUUGCAUUAAAAGUAGCUUCUGAAAAAAUACCCACAUGAAUAAGAAGUGUAGGACCUGCUCUUAAGCACAUGGCAAAAAGGAAGACAGACUAGUUAACAUAAUUUUCAGUUGGGUAAAUACAGUAACAGAAUACUGUACAGAGUACAGUCGUGCUUGAAAGAAGACAUGCUAAUUCUUUAGGGGAUGGCCAAGGGCAGUUUCUUUGAGAAGGUACCUAAGUAGGUUUAUGUGUGGAUAAUUGAGAGAAUUGGUUAUAUCAGCCAACUUCUAAUUUUCCAUCUGUCAGUACCUUUAGUGAGCCUUAAAAUGGGUAGAGACUAGAGAUUUUGUAGAGAUUUGGGAGCCCUUCUGGAGAAAAUGAAUAAAAAAUUAAUGAAUACAAAAUUAGGUAGCAAAGUAAAUAUUUAGAGUAAGAAAAAAAUCAUAAUAAAUUACAUAUUUAAUAAAGCCAAGUCAAUGAAUAUCACAAAAUAUAGAAAAAUAACAUUUUUAUUAAUUAACUGCCCGAUAUACCUUAAUAUAUUUUUGUAUACAUUUUUGACUGCAUACUUUUUGACUUCUUAUGUCAACAAUUUGUAAAAUAGGAUUACUGUUUUCUGUAGAGAGAGUAGAUUAUUCUAUAGAGAGAAUAGAUUAUUUCCUUCUAGCAUUACUGAUCAAAAUGUGUUUAUUAUUAUUGAUAACUUUCAAGAGUUUCAGAUCUAUAACUCAUUGGUAAUGUCAUGUACUAUUUUAAGAUUGUUGUCAAAUUUCAGUAUAUCUCGACUAAGUUUUUUCCUUAGCUGAUGUGUAGUACAGUGUUCUUAUGUCUCUGCCAAUACCCUGUGGAGCUCAUGUCUGGAUGACUGUGGUCCUGCACAUUAAUGUGUAAAUGACACCAAAUGAGGCAGUGCUUGGGUGUAAGAAUAUUCUUGGAAGUCAUUCCUGUACCUAGACUAGCAGUAAUUUAAUUAUGCAUGGAAAUGAUUGAGAACUAGACAUAUCCUGUGAAACCUACAUACUUCUCCACCUCAACCUCCCUUUAGCAAAAUGCCCAGAAUACUGCAUUAGCCAAGGCGGAACUGUGAUGGAGCAGGAGUUAGAGAAAGCAGUCUUAACCAGUUGCAAUUAGCAUUCCUUUGCAAGUUUUGUGAAAACAUACGACCAUGGGAACACAUUGUUAGGACUGCUUCCAGUACCUUGGAAGGGACCAUCCCAUUGAGGAUCCCUGAAAUUUAAACUGACAGUGUCAGAGUAAAUUCAGUCCUACAGUCUUAAGCUGUAAUUUUGUGCUUGCGUUUGUUAACUGACUACCAGAAAGAUGUUUUACCACUAUACAUAUGUAGUAAUGUAGUAUGUACUAUGCUGCUUAUGUCCGUUAUGAUUGAAUCUAUUUUUGUAAGCCCAGGAUAUGAGUUCAGCAGAUUAUGCCAAAAUACUUGGUUUACUUUACCAUUUUUGAUCUGGAAUCUUUUAUCAGUUUAGCUCAACAAAACGUUUAUUAAAGAUCUGUUACAACCUAUGCCUUCUGCUAGAUUCUGGAGAUGUAGUGCUGACUUAGAAAUAGUUCAUACCUUUGAGAAACUCAUGGUACAUUGUAAAAUAGAGACACAUGAUAGUGUCCUAUGUGAACACAGAGAAGGCUUCCUUAACACAGUCUAGGUUAUCAGAGAAACCUCUUGAGGAAGAUGAUACCUGGAUUAAUUCUUUAAGGAUGACUAGACAUCGGUGAAAAAAGAAAGUUCAGUUAGAAGUAUAUGAGAUAAGGAGGAGUAGGCUGUAUCUGAUUUAAUUUCAUAUUUUUUUCCUAGUCAAGUUGGCUUUGUCAUAAGAAUUUAAUUUCCCAGCAUUUAGACCACAAAACGAUGUCAUUGAUUGCAUUGUAUACCUCUUGCUUUACUGCUCUGUAUUUGUAGGCGAAUGAUAGACUAUAGGAAUAGUAGGUGAAUCUUUGCCCUAUUGUUACCUUGAGAUCUGUAUCUGAUACAAAGAUUGUUCCAAGGGGCACCUGGGUGACUCAGUCGGUAGAGCAGGUGACUCUUGACCUCAGGGUUGUGUGUUUGAGCUCUAUGUUGGGCGUGGAGCCUACUUAAAAAAAAAAAAAAUUGUUCCAUUGGUGCCAAGACUGCAGACUUUAUUCUUUAUUGAAUCCUUUAUAGUGGGUUGCUAUUUUGGAUUAAAUCCCAGAGUAAUUCUGCUGUUUUGCUUUGGAAAAAAAGAAAAAGUAAUCCUAUUACCACAAGUAAAUGCAUAUGAGCUUUUAUUUAUUUAUUAUUUAUUUAUUUAUUUUGCAUUUUAGCUUUUAAAGUAUGAUUAAAUUAGUUUAAGCAAUGGGAGGAUAUGGAAACUUUCUUAGUUAUUAAAUAUAUAUAAAAUAAGUUCCAGAGAUGAAAAGUACACCAUAGAAAAUAUAGUCAAUAAUUUUGUAAUGUAUGGUGACAGAUGGUGACUACCCCUUUUGUGGUGAACAUUGAGUAACAUAUAGAAUUGUUGAAUCAAUAUGUUCUACACCUGAACCUAACAUAACAUUGUAUGUCAAUUAUAUUUCAGUAAUAAAAAAAGUAUAAAAACAACCUCUUGCCUCCUCUCCCCCCACUGGGAGGAGUAAGUUUGCUUAGAAUUGCUGAGAUGUCUUGACAGUUUAUUUUUUAUUACUUUUUUUUUAUGUUUAUUUAUUUAUGUUGAGAGAGAGCAUGAGUUGGAGGGGUUGAGAGAGAGAAUCCCAAGCAGGCUCUGUGCUGUCAGUGCAGAGCCCGAGCCCAGUGCAGGGCUAGAUCCCACAACCAUGAUCAUGACCUGAGGUGAAAUCAAGAGUUGAAUGCUCAACUGACUGGGCCACCCAGGUGCCCCAGAUUGACCAGUUUCUUUCUUUUUUUUUUUUUUUAACGUUUAUUUAUUUUUGAGAGCGAGCGAGUGAACUCACAAGGAGGGGAAGGGGCAGAGAGAGAGAGGGAGGCACAGAAUCCAAAGGAGGCUCCAGGCUCUGAGCUGUCAGUGCAGAGCCCAACACAGGGCUUGAACUAACAAAACUCGAAAUCGUUACCUGAGCUGAAGUCAGAUGCUUAACCAACUGAGCCAUCCAGAUGCCCCUGACUGACCAGUUUUUAAACUAAGGUUUAAGUAGGGUAGAACUGCAAAGGGCCCAAGAUUGAAAAUGAAAUUUUGGUUAUCAGGAUUAGGAACUGUCCCCAAUCCAUCUGCUGCUUCUCUUGCUGCAGUUAAAAUCUUUCAGAUUUGGUGUGCCAAAUAAAGAUGAUGGAUCCUUUUUUUUUCUUUAAUAUUGGUAACAACUGCUCUUUGCAAUAAGAACAAGCUUUUCUCCCCCUUCAACAUUAUUAUUUAAUGUUAAGUAAACAUUUGUUAGGAAUCUGUUGUAUCCCAGGUUCUGUGUUAGGUACUUGGGAUUCAAGGGUGACUAAAACAUGAUUCGUAACUCACAUUUAUGUAAUCAAGUGUGAGAAAGAAAAACGUAAACAAAUAAGCAUGAGAGGUAGUGUUUUAAGCUGACUCUUUGUGGAUUAGUAUACGUGUGGCGGUAGAAUUGCUAUGGCCUGAAUGUGUUCCCCCAAAUUUAUAUGUUGAACUCCUAAUGCCCAAUACGAUGGUGUUAGGAGGUGAGGCCUUUUGGAGGUGAUUAGAAGGUGAUUGGGGUUAGUGCCCUUAUAAAAAAAGACCCCACAGAGCUCCGUAGCCCCUUCCACCAUAAGAAGAUGCAGUGAGAAGUGGGAGGCACCAGCUUAGAAGAGGGCCUUCACCAGUACCUGACAAUGCUGUCACUCUGUUGUUGAACUUUCAGCCUCCGAACCUGAGAACUAAACUUUUAUUGAUUAUAAGCCACUCAGUCUUUUGUUAUAGCAGCCUGAAUGGACUAAGGGAUAAAGUAAGGAUUGGUGUUUUACUUACACAUAUACCUGCAUGUAAAUAUGCAUUUACAUGUAGUCAUUCAUUCACAGGACAUUUUAUUAUUUUAUUAUUUUUUAUUUUUUUGAGAGGAGAGAGAGUGUGCAUAUGCCUGAGCUGGGGAGAGGGGCAGAGGAAGAGAGAGAGAGACUCUUAAGCAGGAUCACACUCAGCACGAUCAUGACCUGAGCUGAAAUCAAGAGUCGUCUGCUCCAUCAGCUGAGCUACCCAGGUGCCCCUCAUUGAACAUUUUAAAGCUGUUAGUUCCUGUGUUGUGCAUUUGCUGUGUAAAGCUACCUUAAAACUAAGGUGCUUUAAAUGUAUUUACUCAUUUAAUUGUCAUAAUGGUUCUACAUAACUGAUGAUAUCGUCUCCAGUAUACUAUCUAAAAGAGAAUAAACACAAAAAUACACACAUAAGGUGUUUCAGGAGCAUUAAGCUACAGUGAGACACAAGAGAGAAUGGACAGUUUUUCCUGAGAGUUUAGGAAAAAUUUUCUAAAAGAAUUGAUGUUUAAGCUCCCUAGAUACCUUUGGUUGAAAUACCGGUGUUAUUUGGAAUUACUGCCAACUCAUUUGCUAGAUCGAUGUUCAUUCUGAGUUCUACACAUGCAAGUUUUGGAGUCUUCUUUUUAACACUGCAGCACAUUGUAUAGGGUUCUGAAAAUGGAGUCACUGCUAUUGCAUAGAAAUCACCCAGACAUUUGACUCUGGGCACUUCCUAAAGUCUCUUGUGGUUUCACUACCCAUUUACUGACUGGGGUAAUGAAUUUAGUGCUGGGGAAAGGAAACUGCAGCCUAUAUACGACUCAAAAGCUCAGAGGGUGAUCGGAGAUGAGCUAUUAAACUUUAGUGUCUUUGCCUGUAGCUGAGAUAAUGCCUCAGAUCACUUCACAGAUGUAGAAACUAAUUGGCCUUUGUGUGUGAAGUGCUUUAUUAUUUUCCAAGGAUUAGAUUAUAAAAUUUUAUAGGGUAUUAAAUAGUGACUUGCCCAACCCUCUACUUGUUCUUAUAUGAAGUCACUAAGUUAUACUUUAUAAAGUUGAAGAGUUGUGAACCUGCUUCACAUUGAGAGGCAACCCAGUUAGCAGUUUAAUAUACGAGUACAAUAUUCCCUAAUAAUGUGUUAAAGAGCAAGAUGUUAAAAUUUGGAAGAAAAGUUUCCAUGACUACAGAUGUCUGGGAAGCCCUAGGCUAAAUCUUGAACAAUUUUCUUUGCUACUAUAGGACUUUUCUUAACUUAUAAAAUAUGCAUUUAAUAAUAUACUAGUGCCUCUUUUGGCCCUGUGCUAACCAGUGAAGAUACUGAAAUUAUUAGUUACCUUCAGUCUGAUCUUUCCUCUGAGCCUAAGUCUUGUAAAUACAACUGCCUACCUAACAUAUCCAUUUGGAUGUCUGAUAGAUAUGUCAAGUUAAUAUGUCCUAAACCCAUCUUCCACAGCCUAUCUCCAUAAGUGGCCCAUCUUCUAUCUACUUGAGACUAAAAAUCUAGGAAUCGUCCUUGAUUCUUCACCACUGUCCACAAAUCAUGAAAUCCAGUAGUGAGUCUGUUGGUUCUUCCUAUAAAUAUUGGAACCUUCUUCCUUCCAUCCCCACCAGGAGAGUAGGGAUUCUUGCUCAGUGUUGUGUCUCGGCUUAGAACGGUGCUUCUUAGAACAUAAGUGGUGGUCAGAGUAUGUUACUUGGAAUACAGAAUGCAAGACUGGAUAAAUGGAUGAAAGAAACUGAUUUAUUGAGGUGGUGAGGAGAAUUUAAUAGUAAAGAUUUUUCUUUAAAAAAUGUAAAACACAGAAGUAUAAUUUACACACCAUAAAACUCAUCUUUAAGUGUACAGUUUAGUGAUUUUAGUAUAUUAAAAAGUUACACAAUCAUCAGGACUAUCUAAUUCCAGAACAUUUUCAUUAACCCCCCAGAAGAAAUCUUGUGUCAUUAGUAGACACUCUUCCAUUGCUCCCUUUACAGCCCCUAUUUUCUGUCUGUAUGGACUUGCCUGUUCUAACGUUUUGUAUAAAUGGGAUUAUACAUUAUGUGAUACAACAUAUUUUGUGUCUGGGUUCUUUUCACUUAGCAUAGUAUUAUCAAGAUUCACUCAUUUAUCAGUGCGCAUGUUCUAAACUAGGUUUUUUUAGACUUUGUCCCUGUAUCUCAUCAACUUUUUUUAAAAUCUAUUUUUUUAUUGAAGUAUAAUUGACAUAUAAUAUCCUUCUAGUUUUAGGUGUAUUCUCAUCAACUUUUUAAUCUUACCAGAAUUCCUCAAUUUCUGGCCUGCUGAUAGCCUUUUUUCUUGCUUUCCAGCGGUGUUAAGGAACUUGUUACUCUGUCAUUGAUGAUAGUAGCAGUAGCACCACUCAUAAUAGUGGCUUAAAAGGAAUGUUAGGCAGAAAUGUAAGUAGGUAUGUCUGUUCAGAUUGCAAACUUCCUUGAAUUGAAGGUAGUCUUUUUGGUACUCAAUGUUUUUAGCUUAGAGUCUUUAGCUUUAUUGUUUUUAGAACAUGUUGUACUUGAUUUUGGCAAUUUCUAACAUUUUUUGCUGGUGCAUAUCUGCCUUUCUGAAAACAUUAGUAUGUUUGGCACCCUUUUGGAGGAAAUUGUUCUUUGGCGGGAUUUUGUUUUUCCUUAAUGGCAGUGCUAAGUGUUCAUAUAAAUUAGUAGAGGUAUGAGGAGAGGAGAUAGAAUUAGGUAGUUUGAAGAUUGUUUUAAAAAUGUGCCUAACUGGGGCGCCUGGGUGGCUCAGUCGGUUAAGUGUCCGACUUCAGCUCAGGUCAUGAUCUCGCGGUCCGUGAGUUCGAGCCCCGCGUCGGGCUCUGUGCUGACAGCUCGGAGCCUGGAGCCUGUUUCAGAUUCUGUGUCUCCCUCUCUCUCUGCCCCUCCCCCGUUCAUGCUCUGUCUCUCUCUGUCUCAAAAAUAAAUAAACGUUAAAAAAAAAAAAUGUGCCUAACUGAUAACUCUCUCACUAUGAAUUAGUCUUGUGUUUUUUCAUAAGUGACUUGAUUAAACUGUGGUGAUAUAGGAAGAAAAUUAUUAGAAAUAAUUGGAUGGAAGGUAAAGGUAAGUAAGCAUCAUGCAGUCUUCAGUAGUGGGUAAAAGAAUGAGCUUUCAAGAUUUCAAUCCUAGAUUUAAAUUCUGGCUCCUUUAUUUACCACUCUUAUAAUCUUAAGCAAAUACUUAAGUUCUUUAAACCUCAGUUUUGUUACCCAUAAAAUAAAGAAAAUAAUAGCAUAUACAUCAUAGUUAAGAGGAUUAAAUGAGAUAUUGCAUGUAAAAUCCUUCUCAGCACAAAGCCUGCAUUAAAUGUUAGUUAAUAUUAAUCAUCAUUACUGUCCUGAUGUAGGAGUUCUCAGCCUGAAGUUCACUGGAACUGUCAAUUAAGAAAUAUUUAUCAAGUACAUGAUCUUUAGUAUUGGACUUAGACCUAUGGAAGGAGCUACUGAUGUGAAUGACAGUGGUAGCCGCUCCUCUAAAACAUUUAAACCAAAGAAGAACAUUCCAGAGGGUUCUCACCAGUAUGAGCUCUUAAAGCACGCAGAAGCCACACUUGGUAGUGGUAAUCUCCGGAUGGCGGUCAUGCUUCCUGAGGGGGAAGAUCUAAAUGAAUGGGUUGCAGUGAACACUGUGGAUUUCUUCAAUCAGAUUAAUAUGCUUUAUGGAACAAUCACAGAUUUCUGUACAGAGGAAAGUUGUCCGGUGAUGUCAGCUGGCCCAAAAUAUGAGUAUCACUGGGCAGAUGGAACAAACAUAAAGAAGCCUAUUAAGUGCUCUGCACCAAAGUAUAUUGAUUACCUGAUGACUUGGGUUCAGGACCAGUUGGAUGAUGAGACAUUAUUUCCAUCAAAAAUUGGUGUCCCAUUCCCGAAGAAUUUCAUGUCUGUGGCAAAAACUAUACUCAAACGCCUCUUUAGGGUUUAUGCUCACAUUUAUCAUCAGCAUUUCGAUCCUGUAAUCCAACUUCAGGAGGAAGCACAUCUCAAUACUUCUUUCAAGCACUUUAUUUUUUUUGUUCAGGAAUUCAACCUUAUUGAUAGAAGAGAACUUGCACCACUCCAAGAACUGAUUGAAAAACUCACCUCAAAGGACAGAUAAAAGGAUGCAGAGCUGUGCAAAUUGUUCCUCAAAUGAAGUGUGUGGAGUUUAUUUGGAUUUGGUUGUGUUUUAUUUUUAUCUCGGUCAUUUUUGUCAUAGGUUUAGGGGGCUUGUUUGGGUUUCUUUUUCUUUAUUCUGAGUAAGUGAAACCAUAUUCAAUUGCUAGAGGAAGCCAAGAACCAUUCUCUGUAAAUUUGAUAGGGGUAAGUUUUGUCUUAGUGGCAUAUGGUGUUUUUUUUUGUUUGUUUUUUUUACUUGGUUUGCUUACUUGCAGAAUUUUUGAUAAUACUGUGUGCUGAAAGAAAACGCUUGCUGAUUGGACUGAUGACAGUUGGGGGUUCUGUGUUGUGUAAAUUGUGGCCAAUUUCUGAAGUCCCCAAAAGACUUAUGUUUUUAAGUGCCUUGGUAGGCUCACUUCUGAGGUGCAAAGCACAGACAUAGAACUGAACAGGGCUUGAACAAUAUUAGGAUUACUACCCAGGGCACUUACUGAUGCAUGUUUUAAAAUGUCUAUGAUAAAAGCCAUAGUUUACCAAAAUUGGUGAUCUCCAGCUUUUACUACAUUAAAGAAACACAAUUUGUAAAGGUGUGCAUGUAGAACGUACAAAAUUAGUAUUUAUUAAUUAUUUUUGAUAUUGAUGGUAAUUCUGUUCAACAAAUGUUUAAAGUUCUACAAGCAGGUCUUUCUUCCAUCUCUUGAUAUCUGUGAUAUUGAAACUAAAGGAUGUUGAAGUGUAAUACCUAUUGCAUUUUAGCUUCUUUCUACAUGUUAACCGCACUCUAGGUGUAAAAAUUCAGGUUUUAUAUAGGUUUGCCAUCUUCAGAGGUGAUGCUGAACUGUGAGGUUUCUUAGCAAUUGCCAAAUGAGCCAUAAGUCUAGAGAAUUCCCUUCUACUUUGAAGAGGAGGGGAUGGAUAAGAGUGUGUGUUUGGUUGGGAGGGUUUGUUUGUAUGGGGAGCUAUAGAUGGAAUUGUAUGAUGAGUCAAGUUCAGAAAGUCUUGUCUUAAAAUCCUUGAGUAGAGUGGCAUGAAGUUUUUAACCAAUUUCUUGUAAACAAAGUCUUAGAGACUUCCUUUUAGGAAUCAACUUCCAUGAGAAGUUAAACAUAAAUUAUUAAUUUUAGGUGUAGACAUUAAACAUGGAAUUUAAGGACUGUUUGGGGAAAUUGAUCACUCUCCAGCAUUUCCAUUCAGUGAAUGGAGCUGGUGUUUGCCUGUCAUUUUAAAAUGAUACAGUACCCUUCUCUGCUUAUGAUAGGCCCAAUUUGAAGCAUUCUGACUUCUGAUUUUUCUACUGUGAAAGGAAAUCUUUUUCUUUGCAGUGAUAUCAAACAAUGUAAGUGCUAAUUUAGUAGUUAUUAACUUUUACAUUUUAUUUGUUAUGGCUUUCUAGUGAAUUAUUCCCAUAAGUAAAAAGUUCAGAAAGUUAAUUUUUAAAAUAAUUUUAACAUUUUUCACUUCAAUUUUAGUCUUGAGAAGUAUCUUUUUCAGACUUCCUUUUGAUUUUGUCAUUUCUGGUAAGAUCUGUUUCCUUCAGUUACAAAUAUAUAUUUUUCCUUUAGUGUGAAAUAUAUACCUUUUUUCCUUGUGGAAUAGAAAUCUUGCUUUGAAAUUAUAUAGACUAAAAAUGGUCAGUAGGCGAGAAUCUAAAAUUAAAUAAAUCAGUCUGUCUUUGCCAUUAACAGGGAGAGCAGUGAUAUAAUUUAAUGCCAUUACAGUUAUGAUGACUAGGAACUGCCUUUUUCUCCAUUUCAUUUCUAACAAUCAUUCUCCAAGUACCAACAGUAGAAGUAAUGGGAGAGCCUGGCAAGUAUGUUCGACGUUCAUUGGUAAUGGUUAUUGAUAAACUGCAGUGAGAAGUAACUGAUGUCCUUAAAACAAAUAUUUUAUUACCUAGGUAGGUAAUAUCAAUCCCUGUAGGUUGAUUCAGAAAUAAAAUUUGGCAUCAAGUGACAUGGGGUCCUAUUUAUUGAUGAAAAUGAAGCAUGAUUAUUCCAGUAGUCUUCCAUACUGCGUUGGACUUUGUAUCAUCCUAGUAACAAAGGGGUUGCAAAUAGCCAAGUGUAGAAAAUACUGAAAAAUCGUUCUUGCUCUUUCAAGCCUUACACAGUAGUACACUGUAAAAAUGGAAGGAUGUUUCUAUAAAAUAAUGUUUAGUACUAGGCCCUACUUUCCUACUGUGUGUAGAUAGGAGUUUGUUGUCACUGUGUCAGAAUCUCAGGUGCCUGCUUCUGAGUAUUCCUUUAAACAGAGGUAUUAUUAGGAAGUAAGGAGGUAAUGUACGCAUGGAUAUGGUAACAAAGUAGAGAAGUUCUCCCAGGGAGAGUUCUGGCAUUGUACAUGGGGUUACAUGGCCACAGGUAAGGAAACACCCACCAGAGCAUGUGAGAAAUAACCAGUUUAACAAAACUUGCUUUGAUUUGAUUCGUUUCCAUGAGCGUUAAUAAGAUGCCCUUUAUAAAAUAAGGAUCAAAUCCUGGUUUUGUAGCACUUUGCUUACGAAUGUGUAUUGGAUUCUUCCCAGAUCUCUUAAUUUAGUUUAUAAAUAACCAAGAUAAUGAUUUCCCCCCUGCUCUUUAUACAGAGAUUUAAAGCAGAAGUUGGUUUUCUCAUCCACUAAUUAAAGCAUAAAAUAUCAAGUAAUAAGUUAACAUAGUAUUAUUAUCACAAUGCUUUGGUUAAGUGUUGAAAUGAAGCAAGUUUUAGGAGUUAUUUUAAAUGAUGGAAAAUUAAUAAUCCAAGAGUGAAAAUCUUUCGGUAAGCAGUAGAUGGUGCUACUGGCUCUCAUUUGCUGACUUGAUUGUUCUGUUUCCCAUAAAAACCAUGCCAUUAGACUUCAUUAAAAGAGUAAGCAUGUGUUAGUUGGCUGGUAGAGGCUUUGGAGGUCAGUUUACUUUACAUCGAAAGAUUUUACAUUGCUCUUUCUACUUGUGUUAUUUGUAAAUGGUAAAGGGUGAGCAUAAAAUGUAUUGGCUGGGAGAAGACAGGUUUAGUGUAUAAUAUAUCUCAGAUUAAGUUACUGCCUGGCUUAUCAGGAAAGAUAAAACACUACAAUCUCUUAUCUUCAGGAAAUACAGAUGAUGUGGAUAUUUAUAUUUUACAUGUAAUCACCAGACUCCAUUUUAUGUAUUAGCAUUUUCCUUGCUUAUGGGAAAAUAGCAAAAUGACAUUUCUUUUAUACCUUUGUGUACACCCUCUCUGAGAGAGGUUUUGAUAACCACUGAAAUGGUGAAAUGUGAGAUACAAUUAUUAAGUUAGUUGUAGGACUUUCUUUUCAAAUAACUAUGUCAUACCUUAAACAUCCAAAUGAGAGUUGAUCUUCAGAGUGGUUCCUGUGGGAGCAUUAUUCUUUCUAGCUAUGCUUUGAGGGUGUAAUGUUUUUGGAGCAUUUUCAGAGAUGCCUUGAGAAUUGGUUUAUGACUAUGCAAGAAAAUCUAUUUCAUCAUUUUAGUUGCACCGAAGACUUUUUUGGCAGCUUAGUAAGACCUAGCUCAUUCACCAAACUUAACUCUGCUUUUUUCUUAGAACUAAACCAUUAGAGAAGUUCAAAAGACUGCCAUAGGCUCUGAAUUUGCAGAAGAGAAUGUUUUGAGCAUUGGUAGCACCAUUUAAUAAAGGAAUAGUUUCCUGAUGUCUCUACUUUGAAGUACACAGUGUCAUUUGGAUGUAUAGGUUUUAUUUAAUUUUUACAAAUUUAGUUUAAUUACCUUAUUGUUAAAUAUAAUAAUUAAAAAAUCAAGGUCUGUCUCUUGUUUUCUACUUUCGUUCCUUUCCCUGAUAGCUUCUGAGUUUUAUCUCAACUACUAUAAGAUAAUUUUGAUUGAAGGGACAGUAUGAAAAAAUGGAUCCAAUAUUUAAUUUAGAAGUAGCUUAAGAUAACAAUAGCCUUUACCUUUGUCCUUUUUUUUAAACAUUAUUUUCACUCAAAUGAAAAGACUGCAGAUCAUUGUACAAAGAAAUUGGAAUAAAUUUUAUAUAAUAAUUAUGCUGAAUGUUAAACCUGUGUAUCACAGAUAAAAUAUUUAAAAUUGUAUAAUCAUUUCAUAUGUCAUUUAUAACUUUAAAAUUUUUGAAUGUCUUUUUAAAAGAUAUGGGACCAUAAGUAUAUUUGUAACUUGAAAAUGUGACUGCAUACCAAGGGGAAAAGUUAUUUUGAAACUUUUCUGAAAUAUUAAAGAAUAUACCAAUUUUUAGACAUGCUAUUCUAGAUCCACUCCUAAAAUAAUUUAAAUAGUAGAGUUUUGUCAUAAUGUUAAGAUUCACCCACAGCAAUUACUGUUUUUCAGUUUAAUGGUGUAUGAUAUUACUAGAGGUAAAGAUAUCUUAAGAUUUAUUGGAAAAAUUUAAUUUUAAGGUAUAGUAACAGUUCUGACUACAAUUUAAACUUUUAAGAUGUUCCUAACAAGUUAAUCAUAGAGAAUAAUUUAUUGUAAAGGUAUAAUACUAUGUUCCAUGUCUGCCACUUAUAGCUGAACAAAACCUAAAUUUUGACAAAAGAUAGGAAAUGCAUAUUAAAAUAUUGAAUAAUCUCAGUUUUGCAGGUAUGAUGCCAGUUCUUUUUCUGUGUGUAAUGCUAUACAAUAGAGCAUUUUGGGUUACAGUUCUCAAAGAUAGAUAAUGAAAGCACUGGCCUGUUUUUAGCUCUGUUGGCUUGUCAUCUCCUUCUCCUUAAAUUACUUCCUUACGCUGUUGACUUCCCACCUCUCAGCCUCCAUUGCACUAGGAGAACAAAACAGAUGGGUUGAUUGUGCAGGUCCUUGUUGUUAGUGGUUCUGAAGCACUUUCUGUAAUCCACUGACAGGAGUGUUGGCAGGUGCAACUUACAUAAGCAUUUUUGGUUUGUUCUGGUUGACAGCUUUCUUGAAGUUAUGUCACUGAAGCUGAGAUUAUUAGUAAUUUAAAAUUUUUGUUAAUAUUUAAUUUUUCUUCUGUGUAUUAAAUUUUUAUGUGUUGGUGUUUCUUACAGGUUUGUACAUAUUUUCAUUUUCAUUUUCUGAGAGAACAGAUUAGUGCAUUUCCAUAUUAAGAACACAUUUCUCCUUAAAUUGUUCUGCAGAAAUAACUAUUUUUAGGGGAAAUAGUUUUUUACAGUCACUAAAUUGUAUGUGUUAUUUUUGUACAUGCAUAACUAAGGUGGUAAGGGCCCUAAUCCUGUAGGGAAUGCUUAACUUUUGUUCUAUUUGAAUUUUUCCAUACGUUAUUACUUAAAAUUAUCAAGGAACAGUGUCAUGAAAUCUUGGUUGAGAGAGAGUACAAUAAACAUGACAACUCUUAAAGUUUGAGUAGAGAUAAUUUCUGAUGACAAAAGCAUAAUCCUGCCAGUGCCAUAUAAUGGAAGCCUAUUCACAUUGUGUAAUCGCAGAGAAUGUGCAAGACAACAGAUCCUGCUCUCAUGGAAACACACAAUUCUCUUUAUUUUUAAGUAGUUGGAUGGGGGAAAAUGGUCUAAAAUAUGAAAGGAAACAUGAAUGCUAUAUUGAAAAGUGUGCCAAGAUUACUCAAAUUCUAGUUAUUACAGAUCAAAGUUUAACUGCUUCGUCAUUUUACUUUAAAAGGGAUACUGGGGACGCCUGGGUGGCUCAGUCGGUUGAGCGUCCGACUUCGGCUCAGGUCAUGAUCUCACAGUUUGUGAGUUCGAGCCCCGCAUCGGGCUCUGUGCUGAUGGUGAGCCUGGAGCUUGCUUCCGAUUCUGUGUCUCCCUCUCUCUCUGCCCCUUCCCUGCUCAUGCUCUGUCUCUCUCUGUCUCAAAAAUAAAUAAAAACAUUAAGAAAAAAAAUUUUUAAAGGGAUACUGAAUGUCAGAAAAUCUGUAAUAUGUUUAAUUGAAAGAUGUAAAUAAUGUAUACAGACUUGUAUGUGAUGGGAUGGAAAAUAUUUAAAUUCUAGGUUUUUUCUAAAGGAAGAAACUGAAUGUUUAUUUAAAAAAUUAAUAAAUAGUUAUGUUUGGCCAUGAA
Molecule: messenger RNA, 18844 nt
Organism: Acinonyx jubatus (cheetah)
Lineage: Eukaryota; Metazoa; Chordata; Mammalia; Carnivora; Felidae
Gene: MOB1B
Product: MOB kinase activator 1B
Exons: 6
Coding region: 12200-12892 (230 amino acids)
Biological process (GO): hippo signaling; positive regulation of protein phosphorylation
Cellular component (GO): nucleus; cytoplasm
Molecular function (GO): protein kinase activator activity
Source: RefSeq, a predicted model, not a curated record